AUGCUGCGACGGAGCACAGGUGCAGUUUCUGAUCUAGUUCUUCGGGGAAAUGUCUGCUUCCUUCAUCAGAGUUCCGUAAACAGGUUCAAGGAGGGUCGUGGCACUGGGAAAAGCAGUUUAUUCUCUAACGAAAGAAGGUGGAAGGACGAUCUCACUUUUCACGCACUUGGUACGAUUGAUGAACUGAGCUCACAGAUAGGAAAGUGCAGAAAUUAUGUUCUUAAAGAAGGAUUAUUCGAUGUUUGUGAGGUUCUAACACGAGUGCAAAGUAGCUUACAAGACGUUGGAGCUCAUGUUGCAACCCCGCCAGAUGCUUCCAAGUCUAAAUUAAGUGAGCCGCCCGAAAGUUCAACGAGAACGAAGUUCGACGUUUCGGUGUACGAAUUUGUGAACAAACAUAUCGAUGUUUACGGUGAUCGAGUACCACCACUUCGAGAGUUUAUAUUGACGGGUGGCAACGAUGCUUCGUCAGAGUUACAGUGUGCACGAAGCAUAUGCCGACGGGCGGAACGUUGCAUGGUUCCACUUUUAAGAGAGGAUGUUAUCGAUAAGAAUGCACUUCGUUUUAUAAAUAGGUAUUAUACGCCGCUUUCGGAUCUGCUUUUUGUUCUUGGAAGGUUUACAUGUUACACGACCGGGACUAGAGAAAGUCGGUAUCAGAAAUUUCAUGAAUUUGAUCCUCUAAAAACCUAUUAUCAAUUUUGA
This is a messenger RNA of Enterobius vermicularis (human pinworm), 705 nucleotides long. NCBI's taxonomy places the organism in Eukaryota, Metazoa, Nematoda, Chromadorea, Rhabditida, Oxyuridae. The record is from the annotation of a GenBank genome assembly.